AAGUGACUUAGGCUCCAAUAGUGACGCGUUGGUUUGCGCAACUUCACAAUUUCAGCGCGAUCGUCCGCAUAACGGUUAUUGACAAGUUAGAUUUGACGCUAUCGCCCCAAUGUCUGGCUACGAAGUCGAACACAACAUCAAAGAUGAGCAGCCGCAGCAGCCCGCGCGUAGGCCAGAUCUCUCUACCUUCUUCUCACAGCUCGAGCUAGUAGACACAUCAGAUCCAAGUGCGCAUACCAAUCCCAAUGCUCUGCCGCAGCCCGAGAAUAUGGCAGCGGCGUUUCGACUACUUGCCAAUGCCUUCGAAACUAUGCGCGGACGUCCGUCGGACGAUAGCAACGGAGAUGGAGAUUUACUCGCGAACAUGAUUCAAGUAUUGCGAGAGAAUGCCGAUGAUCCGCCUACAGAGCUCAAGGGCGUCCCAGAUAGCUUUUUGGAUGAGUUGGAAAGAGUGCCCAAAAAGGCGCUCAAGGAGACCGACACAUGUCCUAUAUGUGUCAACCCGUUCCUUGAAGACAAAUAUCCACUCGUAGUUCAAUUGCCGUGUCAUACUGAUCAUCGGUUCGACCUGGACUGCAUAGGACCGUGGCUGAAACUCAACUCAACCUGUCCUCUGGAUCGCAAGGAACUUUUGAAGAAAAAACAACCACCGCCACCGCCAGCUGAUGACGACGAAGAGGAAUAUGAUGACAUGUACGCCUGAAGUCGUCUCCAGAAGCAGUGUUGCAUAGCGUCGGAGUUUGGGUGUAGCAUCAGAUGGCCCAAUAUGGGAACGGAUUUCUUUGACGAAUCGGCCGCAGACACGGAGCAUCUUCGUGAUUUACCUUGGCCAUACGAAGGUAUCGUGUAGUGUCUCAGUUGUACGCGUCCUCGUCGCGUCCUCACGGACCGAAUGCAUCAUAUAAAACCCUCGU
Pyrenophora tritici-repentis Pt-1C-BFP is the source of this 914-nucleotide messenger RNA. RefSeq names its product zf-RING-2 multi-domain protein. Gene Ontology annotation, molecular function: ubiquitin protein ligase activity. Lineage: Eukaryota; Fungi; Ascomycota; Dothideomycetes; Pleosporales; Pleosporaceae. The record is from RefSeq and is a predicted model, not a curated record. Gene Ontology annotation, biological process: protein ubiquitination. Gene Ontology annotation, cellular component: cytoplasm.